This is a messenger RNA of Didymella exigua CBS 183.55, 414 nucleotides long. Its product is annotated as kinase-like protein. Gene Ontology annotation, biological process: protein phosphorylation. Gene Ontology annotation, molecular function: protein kinase activity; ATP binding. Lineage: Eukaryota; Fungi; Ascomycota; Dothideomycetes; Pleosporales; Didymellaceae. The record is from RefSeq and is a predicted model, not a curated record. The transcript has a single exon. The annotation marks the transcript as partial.
AUGGUUCUUGAGCAUUGCCCAAUCGGUGAUUUGCACGAAUUCUACAAGAAGCAAGAGGAUUUGGAAGAUAAAGCGGCUUUCUCAGAACGCUUCAUGUGGACCAUCUUCAAGCAACUAGCAGAGGCGCUAGCCUUCGUACGCAAAGGUGUUCUACUCAAGGGCAAGAAGAGAUCACCGGUGGUACACUGCGACAUCAAGCCCCACAAUAUCCUGAUAAAGAGUCUUGAAAAGAAUCGCGAUCUCUCGUCGAUAAGCAUAAAGCUUGCAGACUUCGGACUGGCAAUACACUACGACUCCAAAGUCAAUUAUCAAAGCUUCUUCGGAUCGCCUGCAUAUUGCCCACCGGAGAUAAAUUGGGAUGACCCAAUGUAUACCCCGGCACUCGACGUUUGGGCUAUGGGUGCAGUGAUGCAC